This is a messenger RNA of Centruroides sculpturatus (bark scorpion), 1177 nucleotides long. Its product is annotated as Bardet-Biedl syndrome 7 protein homolog. NCBI's taxonomy places the organism in Eukaryota, Metazoa, Arthropoda, Arachnida, Scorpiones, Buthidae. The coding region runs from base 71 to 1171 and encodes 366 amino acids. Gene Ontology annotation, cellular component: axoneme; BBSome; neuron projection. Gene Ontology annotation, biological process: intracellular protein localization; intracellular transport; cilium assembly. The record is from RefSeq and is a predicted model, not a curated record. The transcript is spliced from 10 exons.
UCUUUGUUUGGAUAAUUAUGAUAUUACUGCUGAUGGUAUUCAAGAUCUUAUUAUAGGACGAGGAGAUGGUAUGGUAGAAGUUUAUAGUUAUGAUGAAGCUGAAGAACCAAUGUUCCGUUAUGCUUAUAAUUGUGGAGAAAGUGUAACUUCUGUGAAUGGUGGAAAAGUUGGAAACCCAGGCUAUGAUGAAAUUUUAGUGACCACUUAUACAGGAUGGUUAUUUGGACUGUCAACAGAGCCAGCAAAUAAACGUCUUGACCCUAACUUUUUAUUAGUUUCUGAAGAAUCAGCUCAGAAAAUAUGUAAACUGAGGGAAGAAGUUGAAGAAUUGCAGCAGCGUGUACUUAAAGAAAGAGAAAAAUAUCAAUUAGCAGCACAGUCUGAAUUUGGGGGAGUAUCUGCUGUGCCUUUCUUCAAAAUAAAUGAUCAAUUUAAUCUUAAUCAUGAAGAUGCAUCAUAUCUUCUUACCCUUGAAGUUCAAACAGCAAUUGAUAAUGUUUUAAUUCAGAGUAAUGUGCCUGUUGAUCUUUUGGAUAGUGAAAGAAAUUCAGCAGUUGUUAGCUACAGUUCGUGUGAUAUAGAAAAUGGUAAUUUUUUGUUAGCAACAUACCGAUGCCAAGCUAAUACUACAAGACUGGAAAUUAAAAUAAGAUCUAUUGAAGGUCAAUAUGGUGUAUUACAGGCUUACAUUACUCCUAGAUUACAACCUAAAUGCUGUCAAGUCCGUCAGUAUCAAAUAAAACCAUUAUCACUUCAUCGACGUACUCACACAUUUGAUGAUAAAAAGCCAUUAAACACACUUACAUUACGAGGAAUGUUUACAUUAGGAGAAAUGCAUGCCUGGAUUGUAUUCUGCCUACCAGAAGUACCAGAGAGAACUCCAGCAGGCGAUUAUGCUUCGUUAUACUUUGUUUCUACAUUUUUAGAUACUGUUCUUAGUUGUUCUUACAAGAAAGGUGAAGCAACAUUUAAAUCAGAUAGCAUAUCAACUAUUUCCAUUUUGAAAGAUGUUUUAUCAAAAGAAGCAACUAGAAAAAAAAUUUCUUUGGAUAUUUCUUGUGAUAUUAAUGAAGAAAGUAUUGCACAUACUUUAAAUUUGAUUCAUCCAAAAUUAGAAUAUCAGUUAUUGUUAGCAAAGAAAGUUCAAGUGAUUGAUGCCUUAAAAUUCUAGUAAUUA